Teleopsis dalmanni is the source of this 2522-nucleotide messenger RNA. RefSeq lists its product as uncharacterized. The transcript has 3 exons. NCBI's taxonomy places the organism in Eukaryota, Metazoa, Arthropoda, Insecta, Diptera, Diopsidae. Bases 614 to 2515 code for a protein of 633 amino acids. The record is from RefSeq and is a predicted model, not a curated record.
UAGUCAUUCUGUAAACAAAAGAAAGUCUUCUCGCUGCCAUGCAAAAUGUUAUGAAAUUCUUAUAAGAAAAGCAAGCAAAGUGUAGGAGUUGUUAAUUAUCAUUUACGAUUGGAAGUGUUCAAAUUGAGUUUUUAUUACAUGAGAAAGUGCAAAGUUAUUUGAUGUUAAUUACGCAUUCGUUGAAGAAAAAUAAUACUCGUAUAAUUAAUAAAAAAUUUACUAAAAUUGCGGUACUAAAGAAUAAAAGAGGAACAAUAUUUGAUCUUAUAAGAACUACGUAACUACGUAACGAGCCAACCGAAUGCAGUAUCUUAACUACGCAUUACAAACUUCCUCACGUUUUCUCUCCACCUCUGCAACCACCUCAAAUACAACUUCCACUAUUAACAACAACAACACCUGUCCCAACAAUAACAGCUGUUCCUCGCAAACUGUCGACCAACUCAACGCCAAUUUGACAGAGAACGGAGUAGUUGGCUCAUCAACGGAAGAACGUAUAGACACAAGCGUUAACGCCACAACAUCACAGAGUGGCGCUCAACCUCAAUGAAAUUUACUCUCGAUUAAUGUUAACUUCGGACGUUUCAAACUGUUAUCGUUUUUCAAUCGCGACAUGGCCGCCACAGAUGGCCAAAUAAUAUUGGCUGCCUCCCGUUUCGGGGAGACCCUACCGGUAUAUAUACGUGACUUUUCCAAACAAAAGUUACCUGCCGUAGCGAAAAUUGUGAAAGGACAACAUCAGAAUUUAGGCGUUCCGACAUUGUCUGCACCUUCGUUGCAAAGCACAGCACUAUUCUUAAGCGCUGGCAAAAAAUAUCAAAUACUAGCGCAACCAAUAAAAAUCAAGGAGGGACGCAAGCCCACAAAUGUAGGUGCCAAGGUGCUUAUACCGGAAACCUAUACGGGUUACUUUGAGCUAUUAAGCGAAGAUGGUCGUUCUACGCGCUGCAUCGAUUCGGUGCUAGAAUUAUCAAGGCGAAGGAACUUACGCGUUCUAGUGCGAGAAACGUUUCGGUGCACGCAAAUGAAUCGCACGAUUCAUGCAGGUGAAAUGUUGACCACAAUGAAUGAUAAUGGCAAAUAUUUACAGUGCAAAAACAUCAAAGAUGAAAUCAUUAAUUUGCCACUCGAUACCAAAGCGAAAUUUUCACCCAUUGCCAAGGAGGAUAGCAUUAGUGGAGUGCAUACGGUGAAAAAUCUACUAAUGAAACGUAUGCCUGUUAUUGUGAGAUUAGUCCAUGGUAGCGCACCUAAAGGUCUUAAACAACCAUUUGUCCCUGAAUUACGUUUACUUGGCUGUGUUGAAAUCGAUCGCAUAUUUGCUUUACCACUACAGAAGGAUAAUGACUUGGUACCGGUGCCACUAAAUGCGAAAAUUAAGUUGCAACGUGUCAAAAAUAUGGAGCAACUAGAACACUUCAUAGAGUAUUCACGUUUUUUGGAGAAGGCACAGCGUCUGUUGUCUGAUGCACGUGAUCGUCUACAAAUUGUCGAUCUCAAAUUAUCAGAGAAAGAGAAAAAGGACUCUAAGUUCAGUAGCCGUAAUAAAUUACCCGUGGUUAUGUUGCCAUCAGCAGCUGGUGUAGCUGUGGCUGCAGCUGGUCUAAUGGAAGGUGGUUACGUGCUGCGAAAAAGUGCCAGCUGUGAUUCUUACAGCAAAAGUCAGGCGGCUGCAAUAAGCAGUGAAAUCGCUGAAGAAUAUAAUGAAAUAGAUCACAUAUACGAUUACGUCCGUGGCCUAACACCGCUCUCGAAGGGCUUGACGCGAUUUGAACCUAUUUGUGAAACGCCCACAAUUAAAUCACAUCAUACAGAUAGUAGUGGAAAUUAUUGUAGUCUCAUACGUGUGGGCCAUUCACAAAAUAAUAGUAAUAAUAACAAUAGCAACAAUAACAACAAUAAUAAUGGCAACAGCAAUAGCCUAAAUACAAAUGGCAGUAAUGCAAAUCAUAGCACUGGAAAUAACAACAACAACAACUAUAGUAGCUUAGACUCGAAUAAGCAUACAAACACAAAUAGUAGUCACAAUAGUAGUAGCAACAGUAAUCAUCAUCACCAUCAUCAUCAUCAAAGUCACUCGCAUAAUCAUCAUCAUCAGCAGUCAAAUGUUGGUGUUAAUCAUUAUCACCAUAGCCAUAUUCUAGUGCAAGAAGAUAUAAAGCCAGUGCCGCCACCUAUCGAAACAAUACCUGGUAAAAAAUUGCCAGAAAAACGUCAACGUCCGACACUACCAAAGCUUUAUUUGAAAAACACGCACAGCGCAGGAAGCAGCAGUAAUGGUAAUUCAAAUGUUGGUAAUCAUCAUCAUAAUCAUCAUCAUCAUCCACAUGCCGGUACUGCUGUUGUGACUACAACUGCUGCAGCGCAUCACUAUCACGCCCAUAAUGGCGCGACAGCUAAAGUACUGACACCAAAUAAUCAUCAAGCACUAAAUGGUAAUGUCCCACUAAGUGCCGGCAUUUUGAACAAGGAUUGCGGUUUGGAACCACAAUCGCCACUCUUUCAUAUCAGGUAAAUACGAG